AUGUCUUUCACUCUUGAAGCUCCUUUGGCCUAUAAGAUCCUCAACAACUACUUUGAAAACGUCUCUUACGUUAAGGGUGUUGAAGCCUCCGAAGCUGAUAAGGCUGUCUUCACUGCUUUGACCGAAGGUGUCAACGCUGAAGCCUACCCUCACUUGGCCAGAUGGUACACUCACAUUGCUGCUGUUCAAGGUUUGGAAGCCAAGCAAGGUGCUGCUGCCCCUGCUGCCGCUGCUCCUGCUGCUGCUGAUGAUGAAGAUGACAUUGAUCUCUUUGGUUCUGAUGACGAAGAAGUUGAUGAAGAAGCUGAAAAGAUCAAGGCUCAACGUGUUGCUGAAUACAACGCCAAGAAGGCUAACAAGCCUAAGACCAUUGCCAAGACCACUGUCACUCUUGAUGUGAAGCCUUGGGAUGAUGAAACCAACAUGGACGAAUUGACUGCUGGUGUCAAGGGUAUCGAAAUGGACGGUCUCCUUUGGGGUGGUAGCCAACUCGUUGCUAUUGGUUACGGUAUCAAGAAGCUCCAAAUCAACUGUGUUGUCGAAGAUGACAAGGUUCUUAUGGACGAUUUGACUGAUGCUAUCCUUGCUUUGGAAGACUAUGUUCAAUCUGUCGAUAUUGCUGCUAUGCAAAAGAUCUAA
Messenger RNA from Gilbertella persicaria, 639 nucleotides. RefSeq lists its product as uncharacterized. Lineage: Eukaryota; Fungi; Mucoromycota; Mucoromycetes; Mucorales; Choanephoraceae. Gene Ontology annotation, molecular function: guanyl-nucleotide exchange factor activity; translation elongation factor activity. Gene Ontology annotation, cellular component: cytosol; eukaryotic translation elongation factor 1 complex. The record is from RefSeq and is a predicted model, not a curated record. Gene Ontology annotation, biological process: translational elongation. The coding region runs from base 1 to 639 and encodes 212 amino acids. The transcript is spliced from 3 exons.